Eutrema salsugineum is the source of this 1774-nucleotide messenger RNA. RefSeq names its product serine carboxypeptidase-like 18. Gene Ontology annotation, molecular function: serine-type carboxypeptidase activity; acyltransferase activity, transferring groups other than amino-acyl groups. The record is from RefSeq and is a predicted model, not a curated record. The transcript is spliced from 12 exons. Gene Ontology annotation, biological process: proteolysis; secondary metabolic process. The coding region runs from base 213 to 1610 and encodes 465 amino acids. Lineage: Eukaryota; Viridiplantae; Streptophyta; Magnoliopsida; Brassicales; Brassicaceae.
AUGGUUUCUGGAUAAGUAUGAUGAGAGAGAGAAGUAAAAGCAGAAAAACAAAAACGAAGGAGAAAUUGCUAUAGAGAGAAGUGGUUUAAUCAAAAUAAGACAGAAAAUACAGUAUUUCGAGUUGAUCGGUUCAGUUAUACUGCCCAACCUUGAAGGAAACACUCCUUCUUUAGUUUGUUUAAUCAAGAACAUAAUAAAAGAGUUAAUCAAAAAUGUCUAAAGCAUGGAAACUGAAGUUGCUUCUUCUGCUUCAGCUGCUCCUCCUCUUGACUCAACAUGGUGUUAAUUCAGCCUCUGUGAUUAGCCAUCUUCCUGGUUUCGAAGGUCCUCUUCCUUUCCACCUUGAAACAGGAUAUAUUGGUGUUGGUGAGGGAGAGAAAGUUCAGCUUUUCUACUACUUCGUCAAAUCAGAGAACAAUCCUGAAGAAGACCCUCUUCUAAUUUGGUUAUCUGGAGGACCUGCUUGCUCUUCUAUCUCUGCCCUUGCUUUUGAAAUCGGGCCUUUGACUUUCAAUACUGAGGGUAACAGUGGAGGUUUGCCUUCUCUUGUUUCCACUUCAUAUUCUUGGACAAAGAUAGCUAGCAUAAUAUUCUUGGAUCAACCUGUUGGGACUGGCUUCUCCUACUCAACAAAUCCUCUUGUGGAUAAGCCUAGUGACACAGGAGAAGCAAAACAGACUUAUGAGUUUCUUCAAAAGUGGCUUGUAGAGCAUCCAGAGUUUGUCUCAAAUCAUUUUUAUGUUGGUGGAGAUUCUUAUGCCGGUGUAAUUGUUCCAGCUAUUGUUCAACAAAUCUCAAUAGGAAAUGAACAUGGCUACAAACCUCUAAUCAAUCUUAAGGGUUAUGUUCUUGGGAACCCGUCAACAGAUUCUUAUAUUGAUUAUAACUAUAGGAUCCCAUAUGCUCAUGGGAUGGGACUGAUCUCUGAUGAACUCUAUGAGUCUCUUAAGAGAAGCUGCGAAGGAAAUUAUGUAAAUAUAGAUCCUAGUAAUACACAAUGCUUGAAAUUGAUGCAAGACUACGAUAAGUGUGUUUCAAGGUUAAAUUACGCAUUAAUUUUGACACCAUUGUGUGAUCUUUCAUUGCCGAAUCCGUUUUCAAAAAAGCAUAUUGGAAGAAGAGAUGUUAGGGAACUUGUUCACUCGGAUCUUCCUCUUCCAACUCAUGAUUGCUAUACGUAUCGGUAUUUGCUAGCUACAAAUUGGGCUAAUGAUGAAGAUGUACGCAGAGCACUUCAUGUGGUGAAAGGAAGUAUAGAGAAAUGGGUGAGAUGCGACUGGGAUAUGGCUUAUGAGAAAGAUAUAAAGAGCAGUGUACCGUACCAUCUAAACAAUAGCAUGAAAGGGUUUUAUAGGUCAUUAGUUUAUAGUGGUGAUCAUGAUAUGUUUGUGCCUUUUCCUGGAACACAAGCUUGGAUUAGAUCUCUAAAUUAUUCAAUCAUUGACCAAUGGAGGCCUUGGUUUAUUAACAACCAAAUUAUGGGGUACACAAGGACUUACGCCAACAAUAUGACAUUUGCCACCAUCAAAGGAGGAGGGCACACUGUAGAGUAUAAACCAGAGGAGGGCUUCAUUAUGUUUGAAAGGUGGAUAAAUGGCCAACCUCUUUAACACAGUGAGCUCCAUGAAUAAUCCAACAUCAUAGCUUUUUAAAGAUCAAAUAAUAAAAAUAUUAAUGAUUUUCUCUUUUCAGUAACCACAUUCGACCAUUUAAAGUUGUUGCUAUAAAUUACAUUUAAAUCAUUCACUAUACUAGCACAUUUUUAUGGGGAUUC